CUACAAUGCCUCACGCUCCUAGAAAUAGCUUCAUUGCUCCCGGCGUUUCCCGCUACUCUCGCUCUGUUGCCUACUCCAAGAAGGCUCAAUACAAGCGCAAGCAAACUGCUGUUGCUGCUCCUGCCAAGCAAACCGUUGCUGAAAAGACUGUUGAAGUAAAGGGUGCCAAGAACGGUGGUAAGCGUACUGUCCCUGCCCAAAAGGCUUCUCGCUUCUACCCCGCUGAAGAUGUUCCUCAACCCAAGGUUACCCGUAAGACUGCCAAGAAGACUGCUCUCCGUAAGAGCAUCACUCCUGGUACCGUUGUCAUCCUUUUGGCCGGUCGUCACAGAGGUAAGCGUGUUGUUGUCUUGAAGCAACUCGACUCUGGUCUUUUGCUUGUCACUGGUCCUUUCAAGGUCAACGGUGUUCCCUUGAGACGUGUCAACCAAGCCUACGUUAUCGCUACUUCCACCCACAUUGAUGUCUCUGCCAUCAAGGUUGAUGAAAAGAUCAACGAUGCUUACUUCAAGAAGGCUGCUAAGGCUGACAAGGCCUUCCUCGAAGGUGAACAAAAGAAGGCUGCUUUCCCUGAAUCCAAGGCUGCCGAUCAAAAGGCUGUUGACAAGGCUAUCCUCGAAGUUGUUGCCAAGACUCCUUUCCUCCGUCAAUACUUGGCUUCUACUUUUGGAUUGACCAAGGGUCAAUUCCCUCACAACUUGAAGUUCUAAGCUGUUUUUUUUAUUUUCUUCAAAAUAAAAUUUUCGAGUAUCAUUUGAUUAAA
Molecule: messenger RNA, 763 nt
Organism: Gilbertella persicaria
Lineage: Eukaryota; Fungi; Mucoromycota; Mucoromycetes; Mucorales; Choanephoraceae
Product: ribosomal protein L6e-domain-containing protein
Exons: 2
Coding region: 6-710 (234 amino acids)
Biological process (GO): cytoplasmic translation; ribosomal large subunit assembly
Cellular component (GO): cytosolic large ribosomal subunit; ribosome
Molecular function (GO): RNA binding; structural constituent of ribosome
Source: RefSeq, a predicted model, not a curated record